AUGGCUUCCAUCCGCUCGCUCGGUCUCCACGAACCAUCCGCCGUCUCCUUCUUGGUCGCAGAAGGAAUAUUGCCUCCAGACCCCUCAAAAGACCAGUACGAAUGGAUAACAUGUGUCGAUGAGAGCGGGUUAACAGGUCCCGUUGAUGAUGAGCUGGUAUGGACGAAACACUGCGCGGUAUGGUCCCGCGCAGGGAUGGUGAAGAGAGUCUUUCGAAUGGAUCCGGAGAAAGAGGAGAUUCGACAUGCGCUAUUCACGCAGUUCACAGCAAGCCAUGCCCGAAAAUCAGUAGGCAACGCGAGUUUCAAUCAACCUCACACGACCAACAUGGGAACGAACACGCGGGGAGGACAACCGAAACGCCAUGGGAAAGAUUCCACCGCUGGAAACCUAGGCUCAACAUUGGAUCUUCAUGGUGAUUCUCAGAUAGCUGUGGUUUCUCCCCAGCAACCGCAUAAGAAACUAGCAAGAGCCUUGGUCGUGGUCCUGAAGUCGCAGGCCCACAUCUUCUUUGUUACAGGAAAUACCCACACCGUUCCUCUUCCAUUUGAAGUUGAGUCUGUUUUUGCAACUCCCCGUGGACUUGUGUUUCAAAGAAAGAUCCCAGAUGAUGGUGUGGAACGCCAGCAUCAAUCGGCGCCACCUAAUUCAUUUAUGGCCCCUUCACUAUUUGACCCUGGCGCUUCACAAUCUGGAGCUCUGCCUCUUCCUACUAAAGACAAGGGCCCGAUCCUGAAAUUGUCACUGCCAACGAGCUCUACAUCACUGCCCAACUCCAAUUCAAGCGCAGAUCUUCCCCGAGUUUUCUCUCUCAUUGAUCCUCAUUCAGAAAUGGGCCUGGUUGUCACCUCACAGUCCUCUCGCUGGCUACAAAGCAGCGUCAGUAGUGCCAAGAAAAGGCCCUCAGGGCUUGAUGUGCUGGAUCCGGCUGAUGAGAUUGUAUACAUCUCCCCGAAGGAUGAGCUCUCAGGGUUGAAUCAAGUUCCCGCAAACCCAUUGAUUUUGGUGCUCACAAUGAACGCAACUACUGGGCUCUAUACAGUAUGGACUGCCCGGUAUAGGGAUGACGAAUCCAGCGCAUCAAUCAAAGACAAAACCCGACGGCAGACUGAAGGUGCGCGGUCCAACAGACGAAGCUCUCACUUCGGUAUGACACCUGGCGCCGCUACACCAUCUGCGCGGCCAAGGGAAAGUUUCGGUCCAUGGACCGAGAACUGGAAUUCAUCUCAGCCACCUGACACCAAAAAUGGCGGCGAAGAAGAUCUGGCUGCGCGAGUUGCGCAGGAUUUUGGUGAUGUUGGAGUGCCUCUAAAAACUUCCAGGAGAGUCAGCUCUCUGCUUGCACGGACAGAUCUAGCGACUAGUCAGGACCGCAUAACUUUUUCAGACCUUGCAACGGGCAGUCAAACCAGCACCAUGCAUCAUGGCGGGCUUAGGCAAUCCAUAGGAGCUGGUAGCAUGCGUGGAAGCUUUGGAUUCAAUCCUCGCGCAUCACUACCUCCAGCAGCAGGGUCCGUCUACAGCACUGCAGGCAGCUUUGUAGACGCUCCGGUGGAUAGGCUACUUGAGGAACUCAACAAUGAUAUAAUAUCUGAAGGGUUUGAGAAUAUCGCUCUGCGUGAAUCUGCAUCAGGUCUACCCGAAGAGCUCUUACUUACCAAGGUAGAGAGCUUUUCUUCUAGAUUCACAGGGAACUUUCAUGCCUCAAUGCAGCAAGCAUCAUCACAUCACUUGAAGGUUUGCACACUGUCGUCCUCCGACUACGCGAGUAAACAAAACGGAAAUGCCACCUCAGUGGCAGUCUGCAUUGUAGACCAAGACUCACAGAGUAUGACCAUUGUCAACUUGGGAGCAGAGCGUGUGGCAGUAUCCAAAAAUCGAAAAGUGGUGCCUGCGACCUCCAAGAAAGCGAAGCACUCUGAGAGACGUCCGUUGCUGGUUCACGCAACUGGUAUACAACAUAUCCCGAAUGUUGGAGAUGUCUGCAGAGUCACAGACGGUGAGAUCUCGCGAAUCCUCACGCUGACCCUGUCCGACAAUGGACAGCGAGAAUUGUCCCUACAAAGCCUGUGGGGUAGCCCGACCAGAGUCGAAAUUCCGAAACCGCUGCAAUUGUACGAGCCCCAUGGGAUCUCUGCCAACAAAUUUAUGAGUCGCUCGAGAGAGAGUGGCAUGAAUCGAGUCAUGGCAGAUCCUAAUCUCGCUUUUACGAAACUCGAUCAUGCUUGCUCAAAAGGAAAGGUUGAUCUAGUAGAUACAGAGAAUCGGAGGCACAGAAUCCAAAUCCAAAUGGAGCCUCACAAUGAUCUUGUACGAAAGGUUCUCAAGGUGUGCAAAUUUGUUCUUCGUGAUUCGGAAAAGGCAGGGAACGGUUUGUUGGUGGCUUGGUGGGAGGUUAUGAAAUGGCUUCGAGGCAAAGAAGAUAUUGAGAAUGAUCUGGAGUGGACUGCUCUGGUUGUUGUCCUAUUUUCUCUGGCUGUCCCAUUCAUCCAACAACCACAGCCACAAACCCCCGCCAAGCGAACACGUCGCAAAAAGGGCCUUCUCCGGUCGAGCAGCGGGUCCCAUCUGGAUCUCGAAAGCUGGGAAUCUAUGCUUGACCUUGAAUCGGGAUCUUCUGGCGUUGUUGCGCCAUGGAUGACGAAUUGUUCUUGGGGGUGGAUCGUUGAGCAAGAUGCCAUUGCAGACGUGGCCGGCCGAGAUACAUCACGUACCCCCAAAAAUGAACAGUCUAAUGCAAGCCGGUCAACAUAUCGUCAAAAUUCUUAUCUGAGCCGAUGUGUCUCACUAAGCCGCGACUUCCUUCAAAGCCCCCAAGGACUUAGGGCAUCCGGCCGUGAUGGUUACUUACCUAUUUCUGCCGCUUUCCCUGAGAACACCAGGUGCACCGCACUCGGGACCAUACUUGUUGGCCUUCAUCUUCUUCGGGAGGAACAGAAACUUUCGACCACCGACACGGAAGAGUCCCGGCGUCCUCUUGGGCUCCUGGCCCCGGUCUUGGCCCAACUUGGUGGCUGGCUAGGUUGGCAAUCUUGGAAAUGGACUGAGGAUUCCUACUUUGGCACCGAAAUGGCGAGCAUAGAGCGCUGGCAAUUUGAAGAGACUCGAAUCUCUUCGCUGGAUGUUCCUGCUGAACCAUUCCCUCCCCCGUCAAUAUUUGCAUUCCUUCUAGAUGUCGAGCGUCAAUCCUCCGCCCCGUUUGUCACCUUGCUUGAUAUUGUCGCCGCAUCAGAUCGAGUACCUAGAAAGGGACGUUUUUGGCAAGAAUGCUUCAACAUUACUCCUAGGACACUGGCCUUGACUGGCUUCCUUUCUGAUGUCCGCAAUGUUUCAACCCCCUUAGAAAAGAUCAAGCUUCUACAUCGAUGGGGCUUGACAAAAAGCAUAAUUGACACGUUCCCGGAGGGGGUGAGCGCGCCCUUGUAUGAAGCUGUCAUGCAGUGCCAGAUCGAAGCAUCAACAUCAUGGAGCACAAGUCUUCUAGAGCUUAUUGACCGCGAGGACCUUUACAUGUCGAUGAACCCAGUUCAAGCUCAAUCAUUUGCGGCACCCCAGCACCCUGUGGUAUCUCAUGAUGCAUUGCGGGAUUAUCAUUAUAUCAACACCUCUGCUUUAGAGAUUGAUAACAUCAAUGCAUUCGAAGCCUCUGCAGAGGCUGAUCGCUUCUCAGUAACUCGCUUGGUCUUCCGGGAAGACAAGCGCUUCUUAGAAGCAGCCCGGCUUCUAAACCAGUCCAAAGCACCAGUGGCUGACUGUGUUCCAGAGCCCGACUGGACAGAUUCCGAUCUACUCGACGCACAAAAAGAACUUGUGCAGCUCGUCUCGUUUCGCACAUUAUCUACUCCUGCGGGUCGGGCUAUGCUUGCCUUCAGCGGUCGACUACCUCUAUUGACAGAGAAGCUUCCGAUUCCGUCUUUCUCGCUCCAGUGUGUGAUGAAACCAUCCAAUGUCACGGUUAGCGCCGAACGAGCUGCAUUCACUGAGGAAAAAGUAUGCUGGGCUUUCUUCCACAAUGGUGUCUCGACGGGCCUUGCAAUCUCCAAGGCCUCCAAGGGAAUUGAUACUUCUUGGAUCCUGUUCAAUAAGCCCCAGGAGCUCACGAACCGCCAUGCUGGAUUCUUGCUAGCUUUGGGCUUGAAUGGUCAUCUCAAGUCCUUGGCCAAAUGGGUUGCUUUCAAGUACCUGACUCCCAAACAUACCAUGACAUCCAUUGGACUCUUGCUCGGUCUUUCUGCAUCAUACAUGGGCACUAUGGACACACUAAUCACUCGAUUGCUGUCUGUGCAUGUUACAAGAAUGUUGCCUAUGGGAGCGGCAGAGCUCAACCUAUCGCCUCUCACCCAAACUGCUGGCAUCAUGGGCAUUGGUUUGCUCUAUUGCGGCUCUCAACACCGUCGCAUGAGUGAGGUCAUGCUUUCAGAAAUCGAGAAUGUUGAGCAGGACGAACAGGCCGCAUCCCAAGAAGACCUGCGGGAUGAAGGCUACCGUCUGGCCGCUGGGUUUGCGCUAGGUCUCAUUAACCUAGGCAAGGGUAAAGACUUGAGGGGAAUGCGCGACAUGCACAUUGUUGAGCGUCUGCUCGCAAUCGCCGUUGGUACUAAAAACGUUGACCUUGCACAUGUGCUGGAUCGCGCUACCGCGGGCGCGACAGUUGCACUAGCUGUCAUUUUCAUGAAAACCAAUGAUGCAGUUUUGGCCAAGAAGAUUGACAUCCCGGACACCACUGUACGGUUUGACUAUGUCCGACCGGAUCUCUUCCUCCUAAGGACACUGGCACGGCAUCUCAUCAUGUGGGAUAGCAUCAAACCCAGUGCCGAUUGGAUCAAGACAAGCCUUCCAAAGGUAUACCAGAAAAGAUCUCGUCUCCUAACUGUGGGUCAUCUUCGUAGUGAAGAUAUGCCUUUCUUCAACAUCAUCGCCGGUCUGUGCUUAGCCCUCGGCCUUCGCUAUGCUGGCUCCGGGGACACCCAAGCAAGAGAUCUAUUGCUUUAUUACCUGGAUCAAUUCAUCCGAAUCUCGCGACUCCCGGCGAUAAGCUAUGACUCUAAGCUUGCGCGUAAUUCCGUUCGGAACUGCCAGGAUGUCGUAUCACUAUCUACGGCAGCCGUCAUGGCCGGUACGGGUGACUUGGCUUUGUUCCGGCGCCUGCGCUCUCUUCAUGGCAGGAUAGAUGCCGAUACCCCAUACGGCAGUCAUAUGGCCGCUCAUAUGGCAAUAGGCACGUUGUUCUUAGGUGGAGGUAGUUACACUCUUGGCACCUCUGACCUAGCCGUGGCAACGCUUCUUUGCUCCUUCUAUCCGAUCUUCCCAACUACUGUGCUUGAUAACAAGUGUCAUCUCCAAGCCUUCCGCCAUCUCUGGGUCCUCGCUGCAGAGCCACGAUGCCUCAUUCCUCGCGAUCUCGAUACUCGACGCCCGAUCCCCAUUCCCAUCACCAUCACAUCUCGCUCUGGUUCCAUCAAAACCACCAACGCCCCCUGUAUCAUACCGGACCCCAGUGGGAUUACACGUAUCGAGAUUCGCGGCCCGGAUCACUGGCCCCUUGUUCUUGAUUUCAGUCAAGACGAUGCUCUUCGAGACAAAUUCCGGCACGGUGACCCGUCAAUCUACCUUCGCCGCAAAGCUACAUACAGCCCCUCCGACGCUUCGACCUCGGUAUUUGCAUCUACUCUCACCGGGUUAAGUGAAGCCCAAGACAUCUUACCUGGAUCUUCGGUUGCAGCCUCCUCCGGUGCCGGCAAGGGCCUACCGCCAUCUGUCUUGGGCAAUCGCAAUGCGCUACUCUCUGGCUUCAUGUCAGGGACCACGACAGCCUCACAAAGCCCAUGGGACUGGAUUUUCCAGCUUCCAUCUCUCCAGGGUCUUGACAUCCGUGAACGCUCUCUCGUUCUUCCUUCCUCGUUCCCAACGCCUUCUCCUCGUAUCUCUACCAAGAUCGUUACCUCGCCACCUUGGCUCCGCACUUCUGCCGUUGAUGCCCGUCUGGCCUUGUCACACACUGUGCGCAAUAUUGUACAGUCUUCUCGUGGCCGAGGUGCAGACUCCGAUGAAAUUCGUGACCGUAUCUGGCAGCUUCAACUUCUAUUCGACUGGCUUGAUCGUUCACAAAGUGACGAGCAAGAUACCGUUCCUGGUCACUUGCAAUCGCAGUUCCAAACACCAGCAUCGGGUUUGUGGCUAAGAAGAGACUUUAUUGAGGAGGCUAGAUGGCAGGUCUGGGGAGUUCAGGUUGGGGAUCAGGGUGUGAGUACUGGUGGGUCAUCAUGA
Molecule: messenger RNA, 6267 nt
Organism: Penicillium verhagenii
Lineage: Eukaryota; Fungi; Ascomycota; Eurotiomycetes; Eurotiales; Aspergillaceae
Product: anaphase promoting complex subunit 1
Exons: 1
Coding region: 1-6267 (2088 amino acids)
Biological process (GO): metaphase/anaphase transition of mitotic cell cycle; anaphase-promoting complex-dependent catabolic process; protein K11-linked ubiquitination
Cellular component (GO): anaphase-promoting complex
Molecular function (GO): molecular adaptor activity
Source: RefSeq, a predicted model, not a curated record